AGAGCAAGUUUAAUUUUCUCUUUGAUAUUUAUACAUUUCUGACACUGGCUGUGCAUUGGAGGGUGGGGUUACCACCUCCUCAGUCACACUGGUCAAAGCAACAGUCCAUCACCUUCUCUCCCCCUCCAGAAAGGAAUGCAAAACAACAGACAGUUAGAAUAGCAUUGACUUUUGUUUAUGUGAAAAACUGUGAGAACUCUGACUCCAAAAAUGUAAACUUCAGAAGGCUAAGAAGAACUUUAGAAGAACAGGGUGACACCACCCUACCUGCUCCUCUCUGGAGCAAUAGCACAAGAGGCUCCUGUUCAUGGUAGUUCUGUGCUUUUGGACAGGUCAGCAGCAGUUGGAACAAUCACUCUGGGCCAGAUGCUGAAAAUUGCCCUCGGGUCAUCAAGAGCUGGAUUCGUGGACUUUGAGACACUGCACAACCUCCUGAAUGCGCUGCUUUUACACCUGGGUCUGCGGGACCUGCUUGUCCAGGAGAACGGGGAACCACUGGAGGGGGCCGAGGAAAGCCCUUUUGCUUUCCUGAAGGACUUGAAGCAGAGACUGGAAGCCAGUGAAAGAGAACUCGCAGAGGUAGAGGCUCUUCCCAGCCCUGGGUGCUCCUGCCAAGCCACCCCCCUCCUCUGAUGUCUGAACCCCUCAUGCUGCAGGGAGCUGCUGCUGAGGAUGUGCUGAAGGCCAAGUACUGCCCAGGCCAGGCCCCAGCUCUGUGCACACCAUGGUGGGUGUGAAGGGCCACAGGGACCCUGCCCUGGGGCUCAGCCCACCAUUCCCCUCUCCCAGAUGCGGGCUGUCUGCCAGGAGCUGCGUGAGGAGGUCGUUGAGAUGAAGGUGGAGCAGUCCCUCAUGGCAGAGGAUAUGCAGAAGGUCACAGAGAAUUUUGACAUGGUGAGCUGCCACUGGUGCCCUCGGGAGCUGCCCCUCGCUGCGCUGCCCUUCUGCCCCUGCCCUGCAGCCCUUGGGGGCUCCCAGCGUGAAGGGCACCUGGAGAGCAGAGUGGGAAGGGUGUGCUAAGAGCAGAAUGUGGGUGCUCAUCCCAACCCCCCUGAAGCCCCCCACUCUCCUCCUGCCAGCACUGCCCUGGGGAGGGCAGAAGGGCACCCCUGCCCACAGAUCAGGCUGAUGGUAGAGGUCACUGCUUCCCUCAGACAAGGCUGCUGAGGCAUUUGUGAACUCAAAAGCCACCAAAAAAAGCAACCUGAGUCCUGGGAAGGUGGGGAGACAGAGGUGCACCUGUGAAAUACAGCCACAGCCACUUGGCAUAGCCCUGUCCAGGAUCCCUCUGUCUGUGGCCAAAUUAAUUUACAAAUGUCCCUUUUAAAUCCUGCUCCUGUGUUCUGACUCCUGUCCCUGUCCUUGCCCUGCUCCAGGAAAAUUUCCAGAAGAUGAUGGAGGACCUCCGUACCCAGAUGUUGGAUGCACUCAUGGUACGUCCUUGAGCACACCCAGGGCCUGCUCCAGGUCAGGGUCCCCCUACAUCAGGGCAUGGUCCCCAGAAAUUUGCAGGGGGGGCAACACUUCUCUGGAUCCCAUCCUGCCCCCAGUUACAUGGAUGGCUCUGAUGCCUUCCUUCCCAAAAAAAAGUCUGGAAAUGAGGCUGAUACUCUCCCCAGCCCGAGAGGAGGUGAGAAACAGUGUGUGGGAUGUGCUGGGGGACAUCCUGGUGAACAGGAAAGCAAGAGAAGGAGGAGGAAGGGGAGACCAAGGGCUGGCAGUGGAGUGGAAUUGCAGCCCCCAGCACCCUGCCGAGGUUGCUCAGGACUCCUCUUCCCUGUGCAUCCCACCAGGAGAAGGAGCUGGCAUAGGCUGAGCCAGGGCAGCUCCUCAGCUGGCCUAAUGUGUGCUCCCAGCUUGUCUUCUGCUCAGAAACGGGUGGGAUUCUGUUCAGGGUGGUGGGAGAACCCAGCUGGUACCUCCCUGGGGCCAGGCUGCAUUGACAUCCCACAACAGCCCCUCCUUGCAGGACCAUGGCUCCUGCCCUCUGGAGCAGUGGCUGGGACCUGGGGACAGCAGAGGGACGUUAUGGGGCAGGUCUGGGAUACUGAAUCCCGUUGCUGGAGGGAAGAAUGCCUUGCUGUUGUAUCAGAUGGCAUCAGUCAGGUGUUAGCUGAUCCCCUGGGCUGGCUGGUAAAACCACGGUCAUGGAGGUGCCAAAGGACUAAACUGGCUGGGGAGGAACAUUCUGAAGUUCAGCAAAGCCAAGUGCAGGGUCCUUCACCUGCGGAGGAACAACCCCAGGCACCGGCACAGGCUGGCACUGACCGGCUGGAAGAGCAGCUCUGUGAGGAAGGAGCUGGGGGUCCCGGGGGACAAUGAGCUGGCCGUGACCAGCGCCGUGCCCCAGGGGACGAGAAGGGCACGUGUGUCCCGGGUGCCUUGGGAAGAGCAUUUCCAGCAGGUCAGGGGUGAUGCUGCCCCUCUGCUCAGCCCUGGCCAGGCCUCCCCUGGAGCAGGGUCCAGUUCUGGGCUCCUGGGAUGAGAGAGACUCAGAGAUCCUGGAGGAGAGCCACAAAGAUGGGCUGGGGAAGGGACCAUGUCUGUCCUGGGGACAGGCUGAGGGAGCUGGGGCUGUUCAGCAUCAAGAGGAGACACUGAGAGGGAACCAAGGCUGGGAGGGUGAUGCUGAGCAUCCAGGGGGAAUCUGUGCCUCAGUUUCCCCAGGAAGAGCUGGGUUGGAAGGCUGUCUUGGAGACCCUGAAUGCAGCCUGUUGUGGCAGCCAUCCCAUCCUCUCCUUCCCAGACUUCCAUGAAAGAAAAACAGGGCGAACACGGCUGGAUGCCAGAUGGCCGCUCGUCGUGGGACGACGCGGGGCUGAUUGUCAUCGGCAAUGAAAGUACAUCUGGGCACAUCUGGGGGGGGACCUGCAGGGCGUGAGGGCACAGCAGGCAGGGCAGGGGGCCUGCAGACUGCUGGGCUUUCCCCCAGCCAUGUUCCCCCAGGCUUUCCCAGCCCUGGGGAGCUCCCUCUGGUUUCUUCUUCCAGUUACCCUCUUGGAAAGGACACCCACGUUAAGGCACGGGGACAGCCAGGACGGCAGCCCUCUGACCCUCAGCACCAAGACACCGGACAUGGAGAAGGAUUGGCUGGAGGCAAACGGGAGCAGCCGGCCAGGCUCCUCCAGGGAAAAUGGCAUGGGACAGAACAGCGCGGCAUGGAACCUGGGACGGGGUGACCUGGGACGGAAGGGCAUGGGAUGGAAUGUGCCAUCGAGUAACAUGGGACAGAACGACGUGGAACAGAGUGGCCUGGGACAGAGCAAGGAUGAAGAGAGCAAGAUGAGCUCAAAGGUAGAGAUGCUCCCCCUCAGACAAUCCCUCCUUGGGGGUCUGCACCCCCAUCUUGCUGCCCUUAGACCAAGGUCUGGUUUAAGACCAAGCUCGCAGUGGCACAGGGGGCUUCCUUGAGGGAAAGGGCUGGAGUUUGGGGGGCAAGAGCUGGGACUGAAACAGUUCUCUGCUCGCUCAGGCUUCUCGCCGCUUUCGGAGGAGGAGUCAGAGUGGUUUCACCGCCUUGGGAAGGCAGCCAGGACCCCCUGGCACCCACGUCCCAGUCCACAGGAUGCAGUCAGUACAGGAGGAGUCAGGGGGUUCCACCACCUCGGGAAUGCAGCCAGGACGCCCUGGCACCCACAUCCCAGCCCACAGGAUACAGUCAGGAGAGGAGGAGUCAGGUGGUUUCACUGCCUUGGGAAUGCAGACAAGACCUCCUGGCACUCACAUCCCAGUCCGCAGGAUACAGGCAGUACAGGGCUAUCCAGGAUUCCAGAUCAUCCCAAGCCCAGCUGAGAACGAGGCUGGGACUAGCAGGUGAGUGCCAUAGGGACAGCAAUGGCUCGGGUGACAGCACUGGCCUUGUUCCCUCCAGCUGGGAUCCCUGGCACUGGAUCCAUUUAUCCACUGAUGGAACCAUGGGGAUGCUGAUGAUGGUUUCCUCCCACUAGCAGUAGGCACCCGACAUCCAAGGAGGCACACAGAGGAGGCAUCCCCAGGGUGGAGCCAGUCCCAGAUGAAGAUGGACUGUAGGUGACAAGUGGGGGGGACAGUGGCUUGUCCCCUGGCAGGGCUGGGACAAGCGGUGCCAGAGCUGGGUCGUGACCUGCCCUCCUGGCAGGGCGCAGGGAGGUCCUGGGUGCUGACCAAGGCCCAGGUGUGAGGGCUGGCUGGGAUGGCAGGUGUGGGAGCCUGUGCCCUCCACCUCCCUCCCUGUGUGCCCUGGGCAGCCACAAGCAGCCACCACAUUUUGGAGGUGUCAAUGGGACCGAGGUGAGCGUGUCCCAGGCUGGGAGCAUCCCAGCCCAGCAAGGGGUACAGGAACCUCCUUUUUGACUUUGCCACCAGCCCCAGUUCCCAUGGGACUGGGUUGCUCCUGGGAGAAAUUCCCAUAGAGGUGGGUUUUUGGACUUCCCUCUGUGGAUUCACCAUUGUCUAAUAUGAGCUGGAGCUUUGUCUCAGGUGGGACUCCACAAAUAGCCCAUUUCUCCCUUUAUUUUGUAGCCAGCCAGUGGGUUGGACUGUGCUGUGCUGGUGGUGGAGAAUCCAGAACCCCAUGAAUCCCCUGAAAAACUCCCUGCAGUGCUGUUCCCAGCACUUGGCUCUGCCUGCAAUCAGGGCUGUGUGUCCCAGGAGCUGCCCAGCCCUUUUCUCCCUGUUUUAGGAUGCUCCUAAGGGUGCCCUCUUCCGAGUACUCAUCUUGUGACCAGCUUACCCCUGGCCGGUGAGUGACACCAGCACUGGUGCAUGGGGGUGGCACAGGGGCAGGUGGGUGCUGGCGGUGCCCGGCAGUGUCAGGGGUGGCUCGUCUGGCCCCUGUCACCCACCUGUGGCCGCUGUCACCCUCCCCAGACCCUCUGGUACCCCGUGCACGCCACCGCCAUCCCCCGGCCUCUCUGCGCGCCGGCCCCGCAAGAAGCAACAGGAGCAGAGGGAGGAGGCAGCCGAGGGGCACCACCGCGGGUCCCCGAGGUACUGCGGCGGCAGACACACCAGCACCCUCCCCAGGCAGCCCAUGGAGUCCCUCCUUCCAGACCCCAACAAGGUAGGGCUGGGAAGGUGGGGAGACACAGCGGGGCCGGGAGGGUGAUGCCGAACGUCCGGGGGAGGAUCUAUGCUCGGUUUCCCCAAGAGGAGCCGGGUGGGGAUGCUUGCUUAGGGAUGCUGAAUGCAGCCCGGUGUGGCAGCCAGCCCGUCCCCUCCUUCCCAGCCCGGCGUGGUCGAACUGGUGGGCAAGGAUGGACUCGUGUACCGGGGCCGGACUGCCCCGGGGAUGGAAUCAGCACACGACUCCAGCUCGCAGAAAUAAAGGGUGACGAGCAGGCGAGCUCCUGUGCCUCCCGAGUGGAGCAGGAUCUUCUCUUCAUGCGUAAGGAGGGCCCGGCAGCAUCCCUCGUCCUGAGAACAGCCCCUGUGGAACCCCCCCAGGGUCUGUGUCAGCACCCCCUGGCCCCCACGAGCCCCCCUUGUGCCCUGCCAGGUGAGCCUGUGGCCCCAAAAGGGGUCUGGGACAGCAGCAGGAGGAGGAGGAGGAGCUCAUUUGCUGCUGGAGAAGGGGAAAUGGGGAGCUCGGUGGGAAGGGCAGCAGCAGAACACAGUUUGAUGCCAAAAGCAAAUCCCACCCCAAGGCGCUGGUUUGCCUCUCCCGGGAUGAGCACUGAGCUGCCUUCCUCAUCUCCAAGUGAAGAAACUCCCUCUGUCAGCCCUCGACCCUCCUGCAGUGCCCCCACUGACUGAAGGCACAAACCCCUCUGCUCCACCUCCAACCAAAACACCACAAGCCCAGCAGAGGGACACGUCCCCUCCUUUCCUCUGUGCCACCCCCAAGGCCUGGGGCUGCUUCUCCCCAGCCCCCCGUGCCACCCACCCCUCGCCGUGGAUGGGAGGAACCCCAGGGUGUGCUGACACCAAACCAGGCGUGUCACAAGAGGGGGGUACCGUGCAGGGAACCUCCGGCCCCUGGAGCAGCACGGGGGGACCGAGGGGUGUCACAGCUGGGGACACGUGGCUGUGUGUGCAGGGAGCCGGGGAUGUCCCCUCUGCACACAGGCAGUGACACUUCCUGGGAGGGACACAGAGCCGGAGGCACCUCUGGGGUGAGAAACCCAGAGGGGAACCCCAGAGGAACCCCAGAGCUUGCAGGGGACAUCCCCUGGGGGCUGCCCUGUGGAAACCCUGCCCUCCUGGCGGAUGUCCCCAAAGCUUCUCCCCACAGGGACAACCUCCAUCCCUGUCUGCUCCCCUGUGCUCCACAGGCAUCUCAGUUAAGGGAGUUCCCCCCGGAAUGUUCUCCCCGGUGGGUUUGGUUCUUCAGGGGAAACCCAGGUGCUCAAAACCUGCCUUGGGGGUACCGAGGAGGACACAGCAGGAUCUGGGAUCUCCCCAGUGCCACCUCCUGUGGGAUAACUGGGAACAUUCUGAGCAAACCACCAGAGCAGAGCCAACACAGAGCCACCCUGCACUCCUGCUUGGAGGGGCUUAAAAACAAACACGUUUGGGACCAAUUGCAUUUGGAGCACAUGGCCCAGAUGGGGUCACCUCCUCAGUGCUCAUCAUCAGCCCCUUCUGCUGCCCCCAGGAUCCAGAUGCAUCCUAUAAACAUCCCCACCCGUAAACACACCCCCAGCCCCAACACCCCAGCCUGGGGUGAUCUUUGGAGCAGGUAAGUCACCCCAAAUUUGGGUUAUAUGGGGUGACUUACCUGCUCCAAAGAUCAGAUGGUUAAAUGGGGGAUUUUUUCUCUUUUUUCUUUGGAGUUUGUGCCAUCCUGGGGAACCUCCCCAUCCCUCCAGGAAGCUCUGGACCCUGCCUUGAGCCUCCCUAUCUUUCAUGGCAUUUCCAAAGCUGCUGUGCUCCCGUUUUUGGGCUUUUACCCCACUGUUUGUUGUGUGGCCACAGGCCUGGCGAGCUCCCACAUCCUCUGGCUGGUGACCCAUCUGCAGAGGGGACACUCAGAGAUAUCAUCCCCUCCCCAAGUGUCCCUACAGUGCUGAGGCCUGGGGGGUGAUGGGGCUGGGGGCCCAGGUUGCUGGGGGGCUUUUGCAAGCUGUGAGAUUUUGGGGUACAGGCAGGAGCGUUGACUGCACCCCCUGGCACAUGGGGUGCAGUGCUGUGGUGCACAGCACCCCCAUGGCCCCAGGUCUUCCCCUCCCUCUGUCCCCCUCUUUGGGACAGCAGUGGUGCCUUGUGGAGGCAGAGAGCAAACUCAGUCCCGAUUGGUGAUGCUGCCUCAUAGAGAAGUCACCCCCAUUUUCAGUGCCCUGCCAGGGACACCCUCCCAACAGAGAGAAAAGGCGGGGACAGCUGGUGUUAAAAAAGUGAUUUUUUUUUUUAAAUUUUUAUUAUUUUUUUUUAAAUUAAUAAAAAACCUUCAACCUG
Prinia subflava (tawny-flanked prinia) is the source of this 7374-nucleotide messenger RNA. RefSeq lists its product as uncharacterized. The record is from RefSeq and is a predicted model, not a curated record. NCBI's taxonomy places the organism in Eukaryota, Metazoa, Chordata, Aves, Passeriformes, Cisticolidae. Bases 4744 to 5733 code for a protein of 329 amino acids. The transcript is spliced from 2 exons.